Messenger RNA from Onychostoma macrolepis, 1794 nucleotides. It is a transcript of the gene gpr3, whose product is annotated as G protein-coupled receptor 3. Gene Ontology annotation, cellular component: membrane. Gene Ontology annotation, molecular function: G protein-coupled receptor activity. NCBI's taxonomy places the organism in Eukaryota, Metazoa, Chordata, Actinopteri, Cypriniformes, Cyprinidae. The coding region runs from base 202 to 1182 and encodes 326 amino acids. Gene Ontology annotation, biological process: G protein-coupled receptor signaling pathway. The record is from RefSeq and is a predicted model, not a curated record. The transcript is spliced from 2 exons.
CACCGGAGCUGAGAAGAGCGAAUACAGCGGAGCUACGAGGAACAAGAUAUCGUUUUCUCAAGAACUGGAUUUGCUCGCGCCUCAGCGGACCCCGGGAUUCACCGCCAGCUCGAGCUCAGAUUUCAGCGCGCGCUCCAAGAGACCUUAAGUCGGAUGGUGGCGUGAAGAAUUGACCGCUUUGCAAUCUUCUACAGCUUCCUAAUGGCCCUGAACAACUCUGAAGUGGGCUUAGAAGUCAUCUUGGCGAUGAACCAACUGCUGGAGCUCACCCCUUCCCACGUCACCCCUAAACCUCUGGAGGCCACAGUGAUGACUCCAUGGGAUGUGGCCCUGUGCGUAUCAGGAGCCCUGAUUUGCUGUGAAAAUGCAAUCGUCGUGGCCACCAUCUUCUCCUCGCCGUCUCUGCGGGCACCUAUGUUCCUGCUAAUUGGCAGCCUGGCCUGGGCGGACUUCCUGGCAGGGGUGGGACUCCUUUUGCACUUCCUGUCGCGCCGGUGCGUGUACUCAGAAGCUCUAGAGCUGGGCAGCGUGGGUCUGUUAGUGAGCGCGCUCUGUGCGUCCGUGUUCUCUCUGUUGGGAAUCACCCUGGACCGGUUCCUCUCGCUACAUCGCGCUCUGACCUACGGAUCCCGCCGCGCACACACGCAAACACGCUGCGCUCUGGCCGUCGGCUGGACUCUUGCCGGUCUUCAAGGUGCCCUGCCUGCCAUGGGCUGGAAUUGCUUGCACGAUGGAGAAUCCUGCAGCGUUCUUCACCCUUUGACCCGAGUGCACUUGGCGACCCUGUGCGGCGGCUUCCUGCUGACCUUGGCUCUGAUGCUGCAGCUCAACGCCUGUAUCUGCCGGGUCGUACUUCGCCACUCGCACCAAAUCGCCCUCCAGAGACACACGCUCCCGUCUGCGCGCACACACACGCGUCGUCGGGUUCACACACUCGCCCUCAUCCUUGCCACAUUCGCCAGCUGCUGGAUGCCCUUCGCCUUGUAUGGUCUCUUGGCCGACGGAUCGUCUCCAGCUUUGUAUACUUACGCCACAUUGGUUCCAGUCACAGGAAACUCUCUGCUGAACCCUCUGAUCUAUGCCUACAGAAACACACACAUACAGAGAGUGCUGCGACAGGCCUGCUGCUGUUGUCUACCCAACACACCCAACAAAAACACACACACUCCCAGUGAUGUCUAACAUCAUGUGCUGUGAGCACACCUGAACACUUUGGAAGAUUCUAUGGUGCCAUACAAGAUCCUUUUCAUGUUUUAUGUCUGUUUCUGUUUGGGAAUAUCACUGUGCCAGUUGCCAAAUCUUCUGUCUCAAUGGAGUUAACAUGACCACUGUCAGUGACCUGAUCUGAUCUGCAUCACUUUAUUAAUUGCUAAAAUGUGUUUAUGUAACUGUGUCAUUUUUUACUUUAUACUGAGAAGACUGCCACUGUUGUAGUUGCCAACUGAAGGGUUUCGAGCAGAACGCCUCCUGUCCGCUUUAAUGUCUCAGAUUUGUGCCUCAUUUUAUGUCCUCUGAAGUUCAGAGUUUACUGAUGAAAUCAAAAUCAUUUGCACUUUACAAUAAUGACUUGACUUUUAAACUGAAACUUGUUUGAAUUUUGUUUGUAUUUAAUGAUCAAAUUAUUUGCCAUUUGUUAUUCUGACUGAUGUUUUUUAUACUUCAUAAAUGUCUUGUUUGCACUUACAAUGUAUUAAUGUUGCACAAAAUGUCCAAAUGUAUGAAUGAAUGUUUUAUUGUUCAAAUGAGAUGUUUUAUGGAAAAUGUUUAUAAUGAAUAAAUUGUAAGUUUUGUACA